AUGUCUUCGGAUUUCUGGGCUGGUUAUAUCAGUGGUGCCGUGGGAAUCAUCAUUGGCAAUCCUCUGGAUGUGGUCAAGGUCCGACUACAAGCAGGCCAGCCUGGAGAUGCGUCUGGCCAAUCACAGCGAAGCCGUGUUGAGAGAGCCCGGUCACUGGUGCGAGGCGCCGCGGCUCCAAUUUUGGGCUAUGGAGCUCUCAAUGCGUUGCUGUUCGUUGCGUACAAUCGUUCAUUGAUGGCAAUGGAGAGCAGCCUUGUAGAUCCUACGAACCCUGAUGGUGUACCUCUAUACAAGAUUUGGAUUGCUGGCGCCGCAGGCGGUCUUGCCAGUUGGUCCAUCUCCUCCCCCACGGAAUUCAUCAAAUGUAGAGCGCAGCUGGACCCUCGUCCGGAAGUCUCCUCCUGGACUGUUGCCAAGGACAUCUAUCGCACCCGAGGCCUGCGUGGUCUCUACUAUGGGGGUGCAAUUACCAGUGCCCGCGAUUCCAUCGGUUAUGGCUUCUAUUUCUGGUCUUAUGAACUAUGCAAACGCUGGAUGACGUUUGAGAACGAAACGCCUCAUCAGACCGCGAUGAAGAUUCUCCUCUGUGGUGGCAUUGCUGGCAUUGUCACUUGGGGCUCGGUUUUUCCGCUGGAUAUGAUCAAAACUCGUUUGCAGGCUCAGACGAUGCAGGAACGAUCGCCGCUCUCCACAACUGCGGAGAAUCAGAGUCUUUUGCGGCCCUCUCGCACACACUUGAAUUCCGUCCAGCUUGCCCGUGAAGUUUAUCGGGCCGAGGGCGUGGGUGCGUUUUAUCGGGGCCUCGGGAUCUGCAGCAUUCGCGCCUUUAUCGUCAACGCUGUUCAGUGGGCUGCCUACGAAUGGUUAAUGAAGGCAUUCAACGGUGCCAGUGCGCCAGUAUCAAGCAGUGAUCGCGUACUUAGGGAGGCUUAA
This is a messenger RNA of Penicillium oxalicum, 933 nucleotides long. RefSeq lists its product as uncharacterized. The transcript is spliced from 4 exons. Gene Ontology annotation, biological process: transmembrane transport. Lineage: Eukaryota; Fungi; Ascomycota; Eurotiomycetes; Eurotiales; Aspergillaceae. The coding region runs from base 1 to 933 and encodes 310 amino acids. The record is from RefSeq and is a predicted model, not a curated record. Gene Ontology annotation, molecular function: transmembrane transporter activity.